Sesamum indicum (sesame) is the source of this 948-nucleotide messenger RNA. Its product is annotated as ATP synthase subunit delta', mitochondrial. The record is from RefSeq and is a predicted model, not a curated record. Lineage: Eukaryota; Viridiplantae; Streptophyta; Magnoliopsida; Lamiales; Pedaliaceae. Gene Ontology annotation, biological process: proton motive force-driven ATP synthesis. Gene Ontology annotation, molecular function: proton-transporting ATP synthase activity, rotational mechanism.
ACUUAAAAGCCCAUAAUGAGCUUAUGGGCCUAUCUCUCAAUACCUAAUGAGGCCCAUUCAAGUUAUCAAAUUGGUCCUCACUGUAGUUCUCUCAGCUUCCAUUUCCUCCCUAGAAACUCCACACUCAGAGACACUCGCUUCCAAAAUCUUGAAAUGUUGAGACAAGCGCAACGAUUCCUCCUGACCCGAGCGUCGGCCUCCGCGACGAGGUCGACCCGUCCUUUCUCCACAGAUCUCCCGGCGGAGACGGCCGGCGACUCGAAGUUCAUUGACGCUUGGAAGAAAUUGAUCCCGAAUAUGGACCCACCGAAAACCCCUUCAGCAUACAUGGCGCCACGGCCCCCAACCCCUUCCACAAUUCCCUCGAAGCUUACAGUCAAUUUAGUUCUUCCUUAUGACUCUGUCUUAUCAGCCAAAGAGGUCGAUAUGGUCAUAGUCCCAGCAACUACUGGACAGAUGGGUGUUCUUCCCGGUCAUGUAGCGACAAUUGCAGAGCUGAAGCCUGGUAUUUUGUCUGUUCAUGAAGGCAACGAUGUAACCAAAUAUUUUCUGAGUGGAGGAUUCGCUUUUGUCCAUGCAAACUCUGUUGCGGAUAUAAUAGCCAUUGAGGCAACGCCCGUGGACCACAUUGACCUGAACUUGGUUCAGAAAGGUCUUGCAGAGUUCCAACAAAAGCUAAGCUCAGCAUCAACCGAUGUAGAGAAAGCUGAAGCGCAGAUUGGCGUAGACGUACACAGUGCUCUCAAUGCUGCUCUUACUGGUUAAAGACAUUUCGGCAACAUACAUAGUGAUUUUCUUGUCCAUCUUUGCUGUCUGCUUGAGUUGAAUCUUUUUGUGCCCAUUUACAGCAGUUGGUUUUCAGCUCAUUUUCGACAAACAUCUGAGUCCUAAUAUAGGAUUUCUUAAAUAAAUAUAUAAGACCAUUUCACCUUGGAUGUUUUUCUUGAA